AUGGUUCUCAGUUCUAGGUCUUCCCGAACGGUCCCAUUCUGGUUCGGCCUUGCCAAACCAUUCCAAACCAUUAUCGACUUCAACUUCGACUGCGACUGCGACAAAGUCGGUCUCCACAUCAAACUGCUGUCUUCGGGAUUUGCACUAUUGGUUAAUCAGGCUACCUUCAGCCUUUUCAAGGCACCUUUGAUUUGUGUCCCACCAAUCAUCCAGACUGAACCAUCACUCAGCUCCAUCUUGCCGUUGUCCACCCACAAAUUACAGCUCCUGUUGCCAAUAAACCCAGCCUAUUCCCACCCAUCUACUCCACAAAUAACCACCACCACCGCACCUACCACGUCAUCUACACCCUCCAUACCGGACUUUUUCGCUAAGCCAAUUGCACCGUCAACGCCUGCACCUGCAGCUCCUUCAUUUUCUUUUGGUCCCAUGCCCGCACAGCCGCUGUUUGCUGCACCUACUUCCACAUCCACCAAUCCCUUCUCUGCACCAGCAGCAUCAAGCACAGAAACUGGCAAACCAGCACCAUUCCCCUUCGCAAAACCAACCCAUACCACUUCAAGCAAUGCUGCCCCAACUUCUGCCCCAUCCACACCUGCACCACUGAAGUUUGACUUUGGCAAGAAGCCUGCAAGCACGAUCCCAAAGCCUACUGCUGCACCUUCCCCUACCACAACUGUUGCCGACACCGCAAAAUAG
Molecule: messenger RNA, 699 nt
Organism: Suillus bovinus
Lineage: Eukaryota; Fungi; Basidiomycota; Agaricomycetes; Boletales; Suillaceae
Exons: 4
Coding region: 1-699 (232 amino acids)
Source: RefSeq, a predicted model, not a curated record